UCCGGAAACCUGGCCGCUCCCUCCGCGCUGCCUGCCCAUCCGGGCCUGCGCCCGCCGCCGCCGGGCAGCGCGGGGGGUCCCUCGCGGCCGCCCGACCUCCGCUGUGACACAGGAAAUAAAAUAAUGCUAAUGAAGCAACCAUUUCCUUGAAGUUCAGGUUUUCAGACUCACUGCCAUUAUGGAUGAGCAGCAAGCUUUGAAUUCAAUCAUGCAGGAUUUGGCUGUGCUUCAUAAGGCCAGUCGUCCUGUAUUGCCCCAGCAAGAAACAGGAAAACCAAAGUCAUCUUCACCUAAAAACCAGAAUGAUGUUAGAGUCAAAUUUGAACAUCGAGGUGAAAAAAGGAUCCUGCAGUUACCAAGGCCUGUUAAACUUGAAGAUCUUGCAGCUAAAGCUAAAGUUGCUUUUGGACAGACUAUGGAUUUACAUUACAGCAAUAAUGAGCUUGUAAUUCCAUUAACCACACAGGAUGACCUGGACAAAGCUGUUGAAUUGCUUGACCGUAGUGUUCAUAUGAAGAGUCUCAAGAUACUGCUUGUAAUACAUGGAAAUACGCAAUCACCCGGUGUAAAUAACAUGGAACCCUUGCCCUCACUGGAAGAUUUAGAUAAUACAGUGUUUGGUGUGACAGAUAGAAAAAGGCGACUGUCUGUAAUAGGUUCUAAUACUCGUGACAGGAGUUCACCUCCCCCAGGAUACAUUCCAGAUGAGCUUCAUCAAGUGGCCCGAAAUGGGUCCUUCACCAGUAUCAACAGCGAGGGUGAAUUCAUUCCAGAAAGUAUGGAUCAGAUGCUGGAUCCAUUGUCAUUGAGCAGUCCUGAAAACUCUGGCUCGGGAAGCUGUCCCUCACUUGACAGCCCUUUAGAUGGAGACAACUAUCCAAAGUCUCGGAUGCCGAGAGCACAGAGCUAUCCAGAUAAUCAUCAGGAGUUCUCAGUAGAGUAUGACAUCCCAAUAUUUGAGAAAUUUGGAAAGGGGGGCACGUAUCCCCGAAGAUACCAUAUUUCAUAUCAUCAACAAGACUACAAUGAUGGUCGUAAAACUUUUCCAAGAGCCAGAAGGACUCAGGGGAACAGCUUCCGAUCUCCAGUUAGUUUCAGUCCCACUGAUCACUCACUGAGCACCAGUAGCGGAAGCAGCAUCUUUACACCAGAAUAUGAAGAUAACAGAAUGAGGAGAAGGGGAAGUGACAUAGACAAUCCUACCUUGUCAGUUAUGGACAUUAGCCCACCCAGUCGCUCACCACGAGCUCCAACUAACUGGAGACUUGGUAAACUGCUGGGUCAAGGUGCAUUCGGCAGAGUAUAUCUGUGUUAUGAUGCUGAUACUGGAAGAGAACUGGCUGUUAAACAAGUUCAGUUUGAUCCUGAUAGUCCAGAAACCAGCAAGGAAGUAAAUGCACUUGAAUGUGAGAUUCAGCUGCUGAAAAAUCUGCUGCAUGAAAGAAUUGUUCAGUAUUACGGCUUCUUGAGAGACCCACCAGAAAGAACACUCUCUAUAUUCAUGGAAUAUAUGCCUGGGGGUUCCAUCAAAGACCAACUGAAAUCAUAUGGAGCACUCACAGAGAACGUGACCCGUAAAUACACGCGGCAGAUUUUGGAAGGCGUUCACUACUUGCACAGUAAUAUGAUUGUCCAUCGAGAUAUUAAAGGAGCAAAUAUUCUGCGAGACUCAGCAGGCAAUGUGAAGCUUGGCGACUUUGGUGCCAGCAAACGACUGCAGACUAUCUGUCUCUCUGGUACGGGAAUGAAGUCUGUCACAGGAACUCCAUACUGGAUGAGUCCAGAAGUUAUUAGUGGAGAAGGGUACGGCAGAAAAGCAGACAUCUGGAGCGUAGGUUGUACAGUGGUAGAAAUGCUCACUGAGAAGCCCCCAUGGGCAGAGUUCGAAGCCAUGGCUGCCAUCUUUAAAAUUGCCACUCAGCCAACCAACCCCCAGCUACCACCUCAUGUCUCUGACCAUGCUCGGGAUUUCUUGAAAAGGAUUUUUAUCGAGGCCAAGCUGCGACCAUUUGCAGAUGAACUGCUAAGACACACAUUUGCACACUAUCACUAACAGCCUGCCUCAACUCAGCUUGCAUCUACUGCAUUUGUUUUCUAUUUGACUGCACUUUUAUUUUUAUUUUUUACAAAAGAAAAAAAAAAAGGAGAAAAAAGACAAGAGAGAGAAUAGUCUCUUGAAUCUUUGUUUCACUUAGACUGUAAACAAUCUAAAUUUUGUAUCUAAAACAAGAAUCUUCUGUCCCCUACUCCCACCAGGACUAGAACUUUUUGUUUCUAUAAUGUACUGAUGUGGUUCGUGUAGAUAAAGCACUUUAGUACAUAUGUGAUCCUUAUUUAAAGGGGGGGGGAAAGACAAAUGUUUGGACAGUCAGGAACUGUGUGACUUUUUCUGACACCGCUGACUGACUCAGGGUGCAGGGAAAACUAGAUGUGCAGCUAAAGGACAAGAAGGUUACUUCUCUGUGAUUCUUCUUUAUGUUGUAGGUACUCGUGGCAGAGAGUUCUAAGUUCUUACCCUAUUUCAGCAUUUUAAUGAGUUUCUGGAUUUUGCAGUUUAAGCUGGAACACAUAGUUCUGAGGGUUAAUAAAGAAGUGGGAAGAACUUGGAACUCUUUGUACAGCAGUAUGUCUAACUGGUACUUCUGUGUGACCAAAAGAAAAGAACAAAAAAUAACUCAACACUGAUGUUCUGAUCAGAGGGUUUGGUGUAGAGCUAUUGUAUUACCUUAAUAGGAAGACAGUUACAGGUAAACAGACUAUGGACCCAGGCUCCUAGGAACUCCUAUACUGCAAGGGCAAAGUUUCCGUGAUAGACAAGGGUCAGCUGCUGGAUGUAAAUAGUUACGAGACUGCCUCCUGCUGUAUCUGCCAAAGAGAACCUCUGUUGAUGGGCUUAGAGGGAGACGGUUAUCUUACAUACGAAAAAGUAGUGAUGUUGAGAGUCAGUUCUCCAGUCCUAUGAGUGGCUGGGGGGGGAAGGAGAGUGUGUAACCCUUCUGCAGUAUACAAGUGAGUUACUUCAGAAUGAGCUAUAAGAAAUAAUGUUUUCAAAGCUGUCGAGAGGCGCUAGGAUGGAAUGUAUAUCAACAUCAAGUGCCUGAAUAAUACACAAUUCUUCCCAUUAUGCACUGAAAAAAUGGUUAGUAACACAGCUCAGUUAUCUAGGAUGUGUUGAAAGUUCCUGAAAUAAACAUCUUUUAACACCAGAAUUAAAUCACUGAGAAAGAUAAGACUCCAUUUAUAUUUUAAAUAAGGUAGCGAAUGGUGAAUUCACAUGAACAAUGGGGCAGAGCACAAAAGAUUGUAUGAAGAAUAGGCCAAAAGCACAGAGAGCCAACAGUUAAAUAACAGGAGUGUGAUUACUCCAGCCUCAUAAUCCAGAUGACUGGUGUUGAUCAGAUUUCCAGCUGUGUCAAAAUGUAUGUUGAUCGCUUUUCCCAUUUCUGAAAGAGUAUAAUAAAAGAACAAAAGUAAAAGUCUGAAAUACUGCUGCUCAAUUGAGAAGUCCAGGUACUCAUCAGGUGUAGUGAAUAACUGACUUUUCCUAACACAAAAGUCAAACUCUCACAUUUCUGUAGAACACAACAUAAAUCAUUUAAAAGGGCAUUUGGAAAUGAACUAUUGGACUGCACAACUGAAAUAAUGUUUAAUAAUAAUAUACUGUUAAUAAUAAUAAUAAUAUACUGUUUGGGAUGAUUCACUGCUUGCUUGUUGUUUUGUAAAGGCAGAGCAGGCUGGUACUGUGAACCUUGUCCAUUGUGACAAGGCUCUUACCUGUUCUGCAUCUUUAGAGUGUCAGAAUUUUGAAGUGCAUAGAGCUAGAACAGUAAGCUCACCCAUUCCCAUGGUAGUUCACUUACAAGGUUUCUCAAUUUAUUCUGCUAACUUCCAAAUUAUGUAACAGAGUAUAAUCAGGAGUAUGGGUCUAUAGGAAUUAUUUCACCUGUAGUGGGGUAAAAGUGAUUUUAUUGUUUGGGGUUUUUCUUGCGGUCAUCUCUCCUGAGUUUGAGAGUGGUGGCUCCUUUGGUUUAUGUAUUUUGCCCUGUUUACAACUUUCUCAGUCAGGGUACAGAACUGCAAUGGUUUAUGAGCAUGGGAAGAACAAGUCAGACCAAGGAAAGUUUUAGGAGGCUGAAAGGAAGGUUAGCUUGUACUGAUUUCCACCCUCACCCCCC
Messenger RNA from Dryobates pubescens (Downy woodpecker), 4175 nucleotides. RefSeq names its product mitogen-activated protein kinase kinase kinase 2 (gene MAP3K2). Gene Ontology annotation, biological process: protein phosphorylation. The coding region runs from base 179 to 2053 and encodes 624 amino acids. The transcript is spliced from 17 exons. Gene Ontology annotation, molecular function: ATP binding; protein binding; protein kinase activity. Lineage: Eukaryota; Metazoa; Chordata; Aves; Piciformes; Picidae. The record is from RefSeq and is a predicted model, not a curated record.